Molecule: messenger RNA, 2621 nt
Organism: Alosa alosa (allis shad)
Lineage: Eukaryota; Metazoa; Chordata; Actinopteri; Clupeiformes; Clupeidae
Gene: stx3b
Product: syntaxin 3b
Exons: 11
Coding region: 425-1750 (441 amino acids)
Biological process (GO): intracellular protein transport; exocytic insertion of neurotransmitter receptor to postsynaptic membrane; synaptic vesicle fusion to presynaptic active zone membrane
Cellular component (GO): endomembrane system; postsynapse; SNARE complex
Molecular function (GO): SNARE binding; SNAP receptor activity
Source: RefSeq, a predicted model, not a curated record
UGAAGUGAAAAGUGCGUUUUAGAAUGAUUACUGCGAAAAAGAGAUAGGGAGGGAGAGAACGGGGGAAGAGAUUAAGCGGACUGCACACAACUGUUGUCUUAAUCCUCUGAGCGGAUAGAUUUAGCAAAAAAGGAAAAACGGCUCUGGAACGCAGCAGCCAUAUUGUAUGGAAUAUUCCUGGAGUAUUUUGUUCCCACUUUUAUGCCUGAAGCCCGUUCUCAAACUUCAACCACGGCGUCUUGGGGAGCAUAUUUGAACUCUGGCAGCGGGACCUGUUACCGCUAGCUAUUAAACUGGCUGCCAAUUUCAACGUAGCAUACUGACAUUGCGCAGGUUUUGGUGCGAGCCACUGCCUGUCAGUUUUUACAAAUAUAUUAACUUAUUUUAUUUUGCAUAUUUUUUAGCGUAGUUGGUUGUUUCAGACAUGAAGGACCGAUUGGAGCAACUCAAAGCGACGUGUGACACUGAUGAUGCAGAUGAUGUGGAGAUUGCUGUGGACAAUGCAGCGUUUAUGGACGAGUUCUUUUCCCAGAUUGAAGACAUCAGGGGUAGCAUUGACAAGAUUGAUGAAAAUGUUGUUGAAGUGAAGAAGCUUUACUCAGUUAUACUCUCCGCUCCCACAUCAGAACAGAAAACACAAGAUGACCUCGAGGCUAUCACAAACGACAUUAAAAAGAUGGCUAACAAUGCCCGAAACAAACUUAAGACCAUUGAGAGGAAUUUGGAAACGGACCAAGAAGAAAGGGUGUCUGCUGAUAUGAGGAUACGCAAGUCACAGCAUGCUGUUCUAUCACGGAAGUUUGUCGAAGUGAUGACGAAGUACAACGAGGCUCAGGUGGAUUUCAGAGAGAGGAGUAAAGGACGUAUCCAGAGGCAGCUAGAGAUCACUGGUAAAGCCACCACUGAUGAUGAGUUGGAGGAGAUGUUGGAGAGUGGAAAUGCAGCAGUCUUCACUGCAGGGAUUGUAGAUUCCAACAUGUCUAAGCAGGCUCUGAGUGAGAUUGAGGCACGACAUAAGGACAUUGUGCGCCUGGAGAGCAGCAUUAAGGAGCUGCAUGACAUGUUUGUAGACAUCGCCAUGCUAGUAGAGAGCCAGGGAGAUGUUAUAGACAACAUUGAGGUGAAUGUAUCCAAAUCAGUGGAUCACAUAGAAGUGGCAAAAUCUGAGACCAAAAAAGCAGUUAGGUAUCAGAGCAAAGCUAGAAAGGGUGGCAUCAUUGACCGGAUUGAGAGCAAUGUGGACCAGUCGGUGGGCUUUGUGGACAGGGCUGUGGCAGACACCAAAAAGGCUGCCAAGUACCAGCAGGAGGCGCGGCGUGUGAGUUGCUCAGUGGAGAACGGUUCCAUUCCCAAAGACCCAGCAUUAAAACCCUCGUUGCUCCCUUUUCUCCUGCUCUUCCUGCCUUCUCUUGUUUUGCCGAACCUCUCCUCAGCUUUCUUCUCCUCUCCUAAUCGCCUGAUCCUUGUUAACAGAUGGAUGUUGCCUCCUUGUGAAGAAGAUCAUUUUGGUCGUGGUCUGUGCUGUGCUGGCUGUCAUAAUCAUCACCAUCAUCAUCUCACAAACAGUCUGAGGAUAUACUCCCACCUUCCUGUUAUCUCAGCAACUCCUUCAUUUCAUCCUCACAUCACUCCUCUGCAUUCACAAGUCACAAAGGAAGGGAAAGAGGAGUUCUCUCCCAGGCUUUGUCACAGACAUGAGCCCUCCCCUCCCCUCCCACCACUGCUGACUAAUGGAAUGUCUGCAUGGUGAGGGAACGUGUAGCUGCUAUGGAAACCAGUCUUUGAAGCUGCUCAUGAACUUGAUUAGAGGGACAUAGGGGAUAAAUGCAUUUUUUUUUUUUUUUUUUUUUUUUAAACUUGAAAACUGUCUUACACAAGACAUUGGAUCAUGGGUUAACAAGAGAGCAUUCAGGGGUUAUCCAGGUGAGUAAAACAAAAGAAAAGGAAGACUUAAGUUAUCUUGUCCGCAAAAUUUCAAUCUUAACUGGGACUGAACUCUCUGACUGACUUCCCUUGACUCUUUUAAGUUUAAACCAAACUUAAUUUUUUUGCCAAAGAAGCAUUUCACCUGUUAUUUUUUAAGAAGUAAAAACAAUGUUAUAUUUUUAUUUUAAAGGUAGCCUGCACUCCUUAUUUAACACCGUGAAAACACACUCAUUUUAAAUUCCUUGAACAUUUCGAGACCAAAGGUGACCGGCUCACCAGUGAUUCUCAUAUUAGCGGGAUCUUGUCGUGGCUGUGUGAAAAAAGUGUUGCCCACUGACGUGAAAUAAAUGGGACUAAAUGACUCUAGACUACCACAGGGGGGCAAGGUUGGGGCGUAGAUUUUGGUGGGUAAAUUGGUGUUCUUUCCAUAACGUACACUGUUCCAAAAAUAUGAUUACAUGUGAAACUAAAAGAGUGGUUGUCUUCUUUAGACUUUAGUGGCUGAUCUCAGAAUAGAGGGUGAUUUUGUCCUUGAUUGGCUCUGCAGAACCCAAAGUAUAAAUGAACAAACAAUGCCCCCCUGGUAUCCCUCUUCAUAUAAGGGAUUUGUAAGAUGAUGAAUGUGAUAUUAAAUUGUAUAUGUCUGUGAAUGCCAAAGAUUUUAACUGAGUAAUAAAAGAUGUUAUAUUUUUAAA